This is a messenger RNA of Micromonas commoda, 1590 nucleotides long. RefSeq lists its product with no specific name. The transcript has a single exon. The coding region runs from base 1 to 1587 and encodes 528 amino acids. The record is from RefSeq and is a predicted model, not a curated record. NCBI's taxonomy places the organism in Eukaryota, Viridiplantae, Chlorophyta, Mamiellophyceae, Mamiellales, Mamiellaceae.
AUGCGGCUUUCUCAACUCGUCGUGAUCCUCGCGCUCGCGACGCUCGCGACGCACAUCGGACCCGCGAAGGCGAACCUAUGGGCACCUCUGGGUGCAGAACUCGGCGGAACGCAAAACGGUGAACAGUUUGGCUCCUCCGUGUCGCUGAACCGUAACGGAACCAUCAUGGCCGUGGGUGCACCUAGGUACGGUGGCUAUAACGAUUACAGAGGGCGCGUCCAAGUGUAUCGGCUCGACGCUGCAUCGAGCGUCUGGACGGAGAUGGGCCCUGCAAUCGAAGGCUCUAAGCUAUAUGCAAAUUUCGGGCAGUCCGUUUCACUCUCCGCGGACGGCACGAGAUUAGCAGUAUCCAGCUUAGGCGAUCCGGCCGGGAUAUACUCUUGGCAGGCGAGCAAUGCCACUUGGGACCUCGUCAGUUUCUCGCUGCCAUGUGGGUCUUGCCUCUUUACAGCUGCUGCGAUGUCAGCGGACGGCACGCGGUUUGCGGCGUUGACGAAGACAUCGUCGUUUCCGGAUGCCGCAUACGUGUUCUCGUCGUCGACGCUCGCUAAUAUUUCGCAUGCAUUAUCACCAGUCCACUCUUUUUACGGAGGGAAAGCCAUCGCACUCUCUGCCAACGGGAUACGCGUCGCACUCGGUGGGAGGACCGGGACUGGAUGGGGCUCCAACGGGUUCGUCAAGGUUUUUGAGGAAGCGGCCGGCCAUUGGAGUCAACUCGGAGGGGACAUCAACACCGAAAGCGGCGAGCAUUACGCUUCCUUCGGGGAAGCGCUGGCCCUUUCCGCUGAUGGCUUGCGCCUAGUCGUCGGCGCGCCGGGUGUCGUGGAACCUAGCGGGUAUUCAUACACCGGUGGAGCAGGAUCCGGGGUCGGCGCCGAACCUUACGUGGUUGUGUAUGAUUAUGAUGCAUCGACGAACACGUGGGGGAAGCUGGGCGGUCUGAUGACCAUGGGCCAGGCGAGGGUAACUACUUCUCACAACUAUUAUCACUUCUUUGGGAAAGGCGUGUCCAUCUCUGAUGACGGCUCCAUGGUCGCUGUCGGCGUGGACAGCUAUCAUCCGUACAGCGGGACAUCGGUAAAUGGUCCGGGUUUCGCGCGCUUGUACAAAUGGUCUCAGUCCUGGGACAAAGUAGAAGAUUUCAGCGGAAACAGCACCGCCGAGAAUGCCGGUAGGGAUGUCUCGCUCUCGGGGGAUGGGAGGGUCAUGGUGGUGGGCAAGCCAUACACCCACAGCUCGACAGAGCCGGGAUACGUUCGGGUGUACGGAAAACCGGAGGUUGCAUCGCCGUCGAGCGCAAAUAGCAGCAUCAGCAGUAACAGCAGCUACGGCGGGAACAGCAGUAACAGCAGCUACGGCGGGAACAGCAACAACGGCAAUGGCAACAACAACGGCAGUGGCAACAGUAGUAGCACCAGCAGUGCCAACAGCAGCCAAUCUUCGGGGAGUAACGCGUCCGCCGUUCCGCCGCCACCGCCACCACCCUCGCCGCCGCCCAAAAUCGUCCUCGACGACGACGAUCAUGCGGUAGCUCGAGGAGGGUUCUUGCUGCUGCUCGUGGCGACAGCAAUUCAUUUUGUGAUGUGAUAA